GUCACUUUCGUCAUCGGUAUUGACCGACCAACUUGGAGGAUCAGCUGUACUGUGGUUGCUAUACUAUUGCAUUACUUCUGCCUUGCAUCGCUUGCUUGGAUGGGUGUAGAAGCCUUCAACAUGUACAUGAUGUUUGUUAGGGUUCUGAAUUCAUACAUACCGAAGUUUCUACUAAAAUGCGCUAUGAUUGGUUGGGGCAUUCCAUUGGUCGUCGUCAUAAUAGCAGUUGCCAGCAAGUGGACAGCUUACCAAAAUUAUGAAUACUGUUUCAUUCUCCCUGGAUAUUCGUUAUACUUCGGACUGAUCCUUCCCAUCGGACUCAUCCUGUCAUUCAAUGGCAUCAUUUUCGCUAUGGUACUCUACAAACUGAGCUGUGGAAGGAUAUCAACCUCCAAGUCAAGCACAUUGGAGUCAAAGAAAGAGAAUAUCGUUAAAGCGCGCAUGGAAGCCAUUCGCCGCGCCCAAAACGCCAUCGCGAUAGGCACGCUGAUGGGUCUGACAUGGGCUUUCGGGUUUCUGUCUUUUGGUGGCGGUCGCUACUUGUUUAACAUCUUAUUCACCAUCUUUAAUUCCCUUCAGGGAGUUUUUGUCUUCCUUCUAUUUGGCAUCAGGCAACCAGAGCUGAGAGAAAAAUUGAAGAUGACUAAGAAGCGUUUUCUGCAUGGUGCAUCGUCUGCCCGUAGACGCAGUUCUGAAUUUUGGGCAUCGUCGAGUGGAGCACGUAUGACCCAGCGACCUUCUGACGUCACGUUCAUCUCGAUGGUUAAAACUGAUUCUGUUGCUGAAGGUCAGGCUUCCACGUACUUCGAAAGUACUCUUGAUACAGGUCCACCUUUAAAUAAAUUGUCGAAUGAUACCCUUCUUUAAUGACAGAACAGAAACAGAUCUCUAAGAUUCGAUACAGUGCGACCCAGAAAAAAACGAAACCGAGAAUUAUCGAUGUUUUA
Strongylocentrotus purpuratus (purple sea urchin) is the source of this 947-nucleotide messenger RNA. RefSeq names its product adhesion G-protein coupled receptor G6-like. The transcript has 3 exons. Gene Ontology annotation, cellular component: membrane. Gene Ontology annotation, biological process: G protein-coupled receptor signaling pathway; cell surface receptor signaling pathway. The coding region runs from base 100 to 867 and encodes 255 amino acids. Lineage: Eukaryota; Metazoa; Echinodermata; Echinoidea; Camarodonta; Strongylocentrotidae. Gene Ontology annotation, molecular function: G protein-coupled receptor activity. The record is from RefSeq and is a predicted model, not a curated record.